Molecule: messenger RNA, 2318 nt
Organism: Stylophora pistillata
Lineage: Eukaryota; Metazoa; Cnidaria; Anthozoa; Scleractinia; Pocilloporidae
Product: methenyltetrahydrofolate synthase domain-containing protein-like
Source: RefSeq, a predicted model, not a curated record
CACCGCGCAAAGUUUGAAUUUGUUCUUUUAUUACUGUGCGAUGAAAUUCCAUCCACGGUGACUACCAAUUCAGAGAACAAUUCAAUUAAACUAAAGCGAGCCGCUAUGAGUGCUCAGGCUCCAGAUAUCACAACAAAAGCUUCGAUUCGUCAACAUAUAUGGGACUACAUAGAGAAAAACAAUUUGGCGAAUUUUCCACGGCCAGUUCACAAUCGUAUCCCAAAUUUUAAGGGUGCAAAUGCAGCUGGCGAAAGAGUCGUUGCCAUGGAAAUAUUUAAGAGGGCGAAAACUAUCAAGGUGAACCCGGACAAGCCGCAAGAAUGGGUGAGAUACCAGGUGUUACACGAAGGGAAAAUGUUGCUUGUCCCAACACCACGGUUAAAAUCUGGUUUAUUCAACCGCAUUUUACCACCGACAGGGGCUAAUACUGCAAUGCUGAAGAAGUGUGCGACCAGGGAAGGUAUUACUAAUUACAGCGCACCUGUGGGAUUGGAACAUAAGAUCAAUAUUGACCUUAUUGUGAUUGGUUCUGUGGCAGUGUCUUCAAAAGGUUAUCGCAUUGGCAAAGGUGAGGGAUAUGCUGAUAUGGAAUAUGCCAUGUUGGUUACCAUGGGAGCAGUCAAUCAAGACACAGUUAUGGUGUCUACUGUUCAUGAUUGUCAGGUAGUGGAUAUUCCGGAUGAGCUGAUUGACGUACAUGAUCUGAUGGUAGACUACAUUGUAACACCCACAAGGAUUAUCCAAUGCCAAGGACAUAAACAGAGCCCAGUUGGAAUACAGUGGUCAAAAGUCACACCUCAAAUGUUGAAAGAUAUUCCUGUAUUGAAAGAUCUUAGAGAAAAAGAGAGAAGAGUUGGAAAGAAUGUCACUUUGAAUGAGUGACUUAUUGACAAGAUUCUGUUGAUAAUUGGGUUCCUUGGAUAACCUCAAUAAUGUUUCUUUUUUAUAUGAUUCAUUUAGUUUGUAAGAACAUGUGACAUAUGUGACUAUGCCUUAUGUGCCACUUGUUAAAUGUUCUUAGUGCAUUUUUACAUCAUCUGUGAUUUGUUACUGAACAGAUGCAUAGCACUGCACCAGUAUUGCAGAGGUCAUGGGUUCAAAUCCUGUAUGGCCCUGAAUUUUUUUUUCCUUUUUUUUUCCUUUUUUUUUUUUUCUCAGGCCGAAUUUCUACAACUACACAUAGGGUUCAUUAUAGGGCAUAGAACUUUGUUAGUUUUCCAAACCAGUGUUUGAAAAGGGCAGAGCUAUGGAGGUUUCUAGACAAGAUGGGAAAAUUGUUGCAGGUUGGAGCUGUGUGAUUGAUGAGAGAUGGAUUGAUUUUGCUGAAAUUUCCCACAAACUGCCCGACAGCCCAAGUAUUUUGAGCUCAAAGAAAGCCCAACAGUCCAGUUCAGAAUCUUUUUAAUGGUAUUUCAGUUGUUUUCUGAAUAGGAAUUACUUUCUCACACAUGAUUUUAAGUUGGUCAGAUAAAAUGAUUGUAAAGCAAUGAAGUUUUAAUGAUCAUGUAAAAGGCAACAAACCCAGGCCAGAAUGAAUUUUCCACGGGAUCUAUGUGAUCUUGUUUGAACUCCUACAACAGGAUUGAGGGAAGAUAUGUCAGGGUUUUGUGCAAAAGAGAUGAUUUAUUGAAACUGUUGAGUUCCCAAAUGAGAGCUUCAAUGAAGAAAAAAUGGUUAUAAGGGAUCAAAAGAUUUCACUUCUGAACUAGCAACUUUCCUACUCAUUUAUGGGAAAGGAUUUCAGAGUUCCUCAUCCUGUAGAUCAUUGACCAGCAUCUAUACCUGUACAUGUUUUGAUUUUAAUGAUGAAGAAUUCAAAGAUGUAAAGCUCUUGAGAAGUUUACUCAAGUUGUCAGUUUUUGCCAACAAUACAACCUUACUAAAUAUGCCUGUAGCUAUAUCAAUCACUCAAUACUUUUUUUUUUUAAGUUUAUAUGCAUCACUAUUGGUGAAAUAAAUUGUGAUUCUACAUUGAAGGCUUUCCACACACCUCUGCAAGUUAGACUAGCAGACCAACAAGAGCAUUCAAACACACUACACUGUAAAGUUACAAAAUUCCUAAUGCAGAUCUUUAUAACAUUUGAUUCCCUUUAGAACAUUCCAUUCCCAAAUGACCAAACUGACACAGGCACAAAGAAGCCAUCAAGUGAUCAGUAGGACAAACAUUCACACCACCACAAAGAAAACAAAGGAGGCACACAAUGCACUCAGCCAUAGACAUACACUACAUUCAAUACUGCACUAUAUGAGUAAAAUCUUGUAGUAUACUACAACUAAUUUUGAAGCUACUAUAAAACACUAUGUUUUCUUUGGACUAA